Molecule: messenger RNA, 2072 nt
Organism: Pogoniulus pusillus (Red-fronted tinkerbird)
Lineage: Eukaryota; Metazoa; Chordata; Aves; Piciformes; Lybiidae
Gene: SLC15A3
Product: solute carrier family 15 member 3
Exons: 8
Coding region: 1-1749 (582 amino acids)
Biological process (GO): dipeptide import across plasma membrane
Cellular component (GO): lysosomal membrane
Molecular function (GO): dipeptide transmembrane transporter activity
Source: RefSeq, a predicted model, not a curated record
AUGGGGGAGAACGGGGAGAGAAGUCCCUUACUGGGGGUGAGGACAGGCCUGAAGAGCCCUGGAGCAGCUUGCAUGGCCGUGCUGGUGGUAGAGGCUCUGGAGAAAGUGGCUUUCUGCAGCAUCUCCUCCAGCCUGGUGCUCUACCUCAGCAGCAGCAGCACUUUCGGCUGGGGGGGCACCCAAGCUGCCCGAGCUGCCCUCUUCUUCCUGGCUGCUUCUGACCUGCUGUCCCCCGUGGGUGGGUGGCUGGCUGAUGUCUACCUUGGCUGCCAUGCUAGCCUGCUGCUCAGCUUCUCUCUCUGCCUGCUGGUGGCCUGCCUGCUGCCCGUGGCCACCACGCUGGACGGGCGCCUCUCGCUGUGCGGGCAGCUGCCCACUGGCACCAGCCAAAACUGCUCCUGGACCCACGGUGGGGCGUGCCAGGGGCAGCCCCCUCAGCUCUACUGCGCCCCCACCAUCUACGCCAGCCUCCUGGUCUUGGCCUUGGGACUCAGCUCCAUCAAAGCCAACCUCAGCCCCUUUGGGGCUGACAAGGUGAAGGAUCAAGCUGGUAAUGCCACACGAUGCUUCUUCAGCUGGUUCUACUGGAGCAUCAACAUGGGGACAGUCUUCUGCCUGCUGCUGGUGGCCUUUGUCCAGCAGAACAUCAGCUUUCUGGCCACCUACCUCAUCCCCGUUGCCUGCCUGGCCUUGGCACUCCUCAUCUUCCUCCUGGCCACCCCCACCUUCCUCAUCAAGCCCCCCAUGGGCAGCCAGGUCUCUUCUAUGAUCAAGCUGGCCACGAAGAACUUUGGCUGUGUCUGGCUGGGGAAGAUCAGGGCCAGGCUGAAUGCUCACUGUUGGGAAGCUGAGGACCUUCUGCCCAGCAGCAGAGCCCAGCCUGGAGCCCCUUCACCUGAGGAGGACCUCGCCAACUUCCAAGUGCUGACCCGGAUCCUGCCUGUGAUGGUGACCUUCAUCCCUUACGGCAUGGUCUGCUCGCAGAUGCAGUCAACUUAUCACCUGCAAGGACUUCACCUCCGCAUCCCCAGCGUCUUCCAGCACAGCCCCAGCAUCCCUCAAGCCUACAUGGUGAGGGAUGAGGCCAGCAGCUCCACAGGGCUGCUGCCAGAGGCUUGGCUGCUCCUGGCCAGCACCGUGGUCCCGCUGGCCUUGGUGCCCCUGAAGAACCACAUCAUCGACCCCUUCCUAGCCAGGCACAAGCUGUUCCCCUCAGCCCUCCAGCAGAUGGCCCUGGGCAUGUUCUUCAGCCUCACCUCCAUCCUCACAGCAGGCUUCUUGGAGCAGGAGCGGCUGCGCUACGUGCAGGGGGAGCAGGUGGUGCUGCAGCGUGUUGGCAAGGACCUCUACAGGGCUGCCACCCUGCCAGUCUGGUGGCAAGUCCCUCAGUACCUUCUCCUCAGCAUCAGCGAGCUCUUUGUCAGCAUCUCCAGGUUGGAGUUUGCCUACACUGAGGCCCCCAAGUCCAUGAAAGGAGCUGUUAUGGGACUCUUCUUCCUCACCUCUGGGCUGGGCUCCCUGCUGGGGGAGGGGCUGCUGAGCCUCCUCUCGCAGCCCACCCACGGGUGGAUGCAGUGCCCAAAGGAGCCAGGGAGCACCGACCGCUGCCAGAUGGACAACUACUUCUUCCUGCUGGGGGGGAUCCAGCUGACCAACUGCCUCCUCUUCAGCUGGACCUCCAGGCACUACCAGAGCCACCCACGGCUGCUGGCUGCCCCACACCCCUCCCUGGGGCCAGAAGAAGACUGAUGUGGUGCCAGGAAGAGUGACGAGGCAUCGUUGCCUUUCCCUGGGGACAGUGGUGGUGGUCCCAGUGCCAGCAGGACAGGGGUGGGGACAGGACCUCCAGCCAGAGGUGUCACCCCAUCCCAAUGGGAUUUUGGGGGUGGAGAGCUGUGAAGAUGGCUCAGUGUGGGGUGGAGAGAAGGUGACAGUUAGGUGGGUAGAGUGAGGAGACUGUAAGGAGCAGGGUGACAGAGGUGAGGUGACUCCUGCCAUCAUCCAAGGUGAUUUGGGGGUGCCUUGGGGCCACUGGGCCAAACUGGGGGACAUUGGAGGGCUCCUCUGAAUAA